CUUGAACAGAUGUCAAGAGCCAUGGAAUUAGAAACAAGAAGAUCAUUCAAUAACUUCUCUUCCAGUGUGUUCUGGGAGCUGAUCUGAUUGAGUCAGUUCCUUGAAUUCUCUACCGUACCGAGGAGGUAGUUAUGACAAGAAAUGGUCCCCUGAUCGAGUAAUGGGUCUAGCAGGAGAGAUUUCUGAAUCACUCCAAGAAUGCCAACUAGGAACUAGCCCACGAAUGGAGCGUGUCGAAAGAAACAUAUGGACCCAUUUUGAGUUGAAGAUUCAUGGGUCGUUUAGAAGGGAGUCUCGCAGUCUCGCAGUCUCGCUACUUUAAUGGGAGGAAGACUUCAAAAAUCUGAACGACCCGACUACUGACUUUUGCAACAAGAGAUGUCAGUCACUUUGAAUGGGAAAAUGAAAUGAAGGUUAGAGGUUAUGAAUGACAGGCUGCUUUAAUGGGUUGAUGAUCUUCUCUAAGAAAGCUUCCUCAACAUGAUUAAGGGAAGGAAGUUCGAUUCUCCCAGCAGGAAGAUCAAUUGAGGCAGUAGUUCCAGUCGCAUGUCGCUGGUUGAUAAUACAAGCCCAAGUGCAAUUCUUGGUCAGUCACUCUUGGCAUCCAUUUCAGAAAUCACAGCCUCAGUUGUAUGUAUAGAGAUAGAACGAGAGAACUUCAUGGAAGUUGGAUGCUACCUUGAUCGCACUUCUCCAGCAAUAAUGGUGUUGCAGACUACUGAGAAUACCCCAUCAAAUGCAAAUGAGAUUUUACAUAAUCUAUCUAAAAGCAUCAAUCAUGUGAAGGAUCUUCUGGGGAAAUGCCAAACUGAAUGCCAUUCUAUUCCAUAUACAGAAGUCAAAACCAUAAUAAAACAGCUGGAGGGAGUUGUAAAAGACAUAGGUGAAGGACUGAGCUUAAUACCAUCUUCAACAUUCAAGGGCCAAGAAUAUGCAGAAGCUGCAGUACGGUCUCUUUCAACUGAGAUGCAAAAUGCUCAGUUUGAAAUUAGUCCAACUGAAAUCUCAGAGACCAAAGAGGUAAUACAGGUCCGGCCUCUUUCAAAGGAGAUACAAAAUAUUCACUUUGAAAUUAAUCGAAAUGAAAUAUCAGAGACCAAAACAGCAGUACAGGUUAUGCCUUUGGAGCAUUUACCAGAGAGAGAACCCACAACAAUGGAAACUGACCUUUACCCCAUCAAUGUUGAAAUUUAUGUUGAUGAACCUCAGUCAUUUGAUACAGAAAAUCUCACUGAAUUCUCUGGAGGCACGAGUUCUAGUAAUCAACUGAUCUCUGAAAACAGUAGCAACUUGUCUUUGAAAACAUUGCCACAAGUGGCUGAUUACAUUGAGCCUCUGUAUGAGGCCUUUUUCUGUCCACUUACACAGAAGAUUAUGGAUGACCCAGUCACAGUUGGAAGUGGUGUGACAUAUGAGAGGAGGGCUAUAAUAGAGUGGUUCAAUACAUUUGAAGAUGGUUCUGAUGUGAUCUGCCCAACAACAAGGAAGAAACUAGCAAGUAGAAAUGUGAAAACCAAUAUAGCUUUAAAGAAGGCAAUAGAAGAAUGGAAAGAAAGAAAUGAAGCAUCAAGGAUCAAGGUUGCUUGGGUUGCUUUGUCAUUGGCCAGCUCAGAAAAUAUGAUACUUGAAGCAUUAGAGGAUUUGAAGCAUCUCUGCCAGAGGAAACAACAGAACAAAGUACAGGCACGUAAUGCUGGAAUGUUACCAUUACUUACUCAGCUUCUGGAGUAUAAAGACAGGAACAUUAGGUGUGCAACAUUGGAGACAUUACGGUUACUGGUGGAGAAAGAUGACGAGGGAAAGGAUACAAUUGCACAGACAAAAGCAAUUUCAACAACAAUGAGAAUGCUGUCAAGUGAUUAUCUUCCAGAAAAACAUGCAUCUUUGUUGUUCUUGCUUGAGCUUUCAAGGAUUGAAUCACUUUGCAAAAAUAUUGGAUAUGAUACCGGGGGCAUUCCAAGGCUGAUCAUAAUGAAAUACAACAAGUCUUUUGAUGCAUUUGCUGCAGAAAAAUCAGAUGAAAUCCUACAGAACUUGGCAAAAUAUCCAAAGAAUAUUAUCUGCAUGGCAGAUAAUGGCCUCUUAGAACCACUAUUAGACCACCUUAUUGAAGGAAAUGAAGAGAUGCAGGUAGAGAUGGCAAACUACCUUGGGGAAACUUUUCUUGAGCAGCAGACCAGAACGUACGCAGCAGAGAGAACCUCUUCGGUUCUGAUUAAAAUGGUACAAAGUGGAAACUCCCUAAGAAGGAAGGCAGCAUUCAAAGCCCUAGUUCAGAUCUCAUCGUACCACCCAAACAGCAAAACACUUGUCAAUGCUGGUGCUCUGCCUAUCGUGGUUGAAGAGUUGUUCACAAGGACAAUCUUCAAUCAGUGCAUGGAUUCCAAGGAAGAAGCUUCUGCAAUCCUUGCAAACAUACUUGAGUCUGGUCAUGCUCCAGAGAAUCUCCAAGUCAACACCCAUGGUCACACAAUGGAAUCAGUCUAUGUUGUGUACAGCAUCAUCAGUAUGCUGAAGAGUUCUUCCCCUGAUGAACUCAAUCUCAACCUCAUCAGAAUCCUUCUAUGCCUAAUGAAGUCUCGUAAGUCAACAACAACCAUUGUUUCUGUUGUCAAAGAGACUGAAGCUAGCUACGACCUAAUUGAAUUGGUCAACUCCCCACAUGAUAAACUUGGAACCACAUCAAUUAAAUUUCUCACGAAACUCUCACCCUACAUGGGCCACACACUUGCUGAAAGACUCUGCAAGACCAGUGGUCAACCAGAGAACCUAAUCAAGAACCCAACUGGAAUAAAUCAAAUCACUGAAAAAGAUGCAGUUUCAGCCAACUUCCUAGCAAAGCUUCCCUGCCAAAACCUAAUGCUUAAUCUAGCCCUCCUCCACAAGAACACAGUCCCCACAAUCCUAGAAACAAUCAAUGAGAUCCUAAGGAAUGGAACAAGAACAAAAAAGUUUGCAUAUUCAUACCUAGAAGGCCUAGUAGGUAUUCUUGUCAGAUUUACGACUACACUAUAUGAACCUCAAAUACUAUUCCUGGCAAUAAACCUCAACCUCACAUCAGUUUUUACAGAACUACUCAUGACAGUGGAAAGUGAUGAAGUACAGAAACUAUCAGCAACUGCGUUGGAAAAUCUUUCGUCAGAAUCAAUAAAUCUAUCAAAACCACCAAAACUUGAGAGAUCCAAGCCUACAAAGUCCUACUUACACAAGUUUCUAUCAUCCCAUCCAUCAAAGGGUAGGAGUUUACAAGCAUGCCCAGUUCAUCGAGGGGUUUGUUCUUCAAAAGCCACCUUUUGCUUAGUUGAUGCGAAGGCUGUGGAGAGGCUGCUGUCUUGUUUAAACCAUCAAAAUGUUGAGGUGGUUGAUGCUGCACUGUCAGCUAUUCGUACGUUGCUGGAUGACAAGGUUGAUGUGGACAAGAGUGUGAGUUUGUUGAAUAGAAUGAAUGCCAUUCAACAUGUUUUGAAUGUUCUGAGGGAGCACAGACAAGAAGGCUUGCAACAAAAAUCUCUCUGGGUGAUUGAGAGAUUUCUGACAAAAGGUGGGGAUAAGUCUCUUUCUGAUAUAUCAGAGGAUAAGUUACUGCGUUCUCAAUUGCUGAGUGCUUUCCAUCACGGGGACAUGAAUACAAGGCAGAUGGUUGAGAAGAUUUUGAGGCAUUUGAAUAAGAUCCCCAAUUUCUGAAGAUGUUUUGACAUGUAUACUGCACUAACCUAUAUCAAAAUAUAAAACAUGAGGCCUUUGUGUGAACCACCAAGAAUCUGUAUCCCACCUGCUAAUUCAUUGCCGGGUUGCUCAUAGUUUCUGGUCCCACUGUUUGAAGCUAUUUUGAAUUCAGUGGGUGACCUGAAAAGACUUUCAAUCCCUGCUGGCAGAGUGGUCGAUUAGUGGUUUUAGCAAAAAAGGUUCUAUCUUAUGGAGAAUAUUACCAUUUGCAAUCAGUUGGUGCUUAUGACAAGAAAGAAACAACACAAUAUUCAAAGCUUCAAGUCUGUAUAUAGAGCAGCUGAAAGGGAAGAUAGAAUAUCAAAUCACUUUUUGGUCAAGAGCUUACAAGGAGUUUAUUCUUUUAAGUUUUAAUUGUACUCACUUUUGUUAUCAUUGGUAUGGUAUUAAUUUUUGUUUCUGUUAAAAGUCCCGGCUAGCUUUAUUGCAUUGUGAUGGUGGCCUGGUUGGCUUCAGUAGCUGGUCUCCUUUUGUAUAGCUUUGGUGAGGGAUCCUCUUCCUCCUUUUUAUGUCUAAUACAAAUACUCAUUUUUCAAUAUAUAUGUGCAUAGUUUGUUAGCAUUGAUCACUGACAACAGUAGAAGUAUCCCAAGCAAUAUAAUUGCACUAAUGGAAGGAUCCUGUGUAAGCAGAUUUUUAAUCUAGCUAGUUCUGUCUAAUGAAAUUAUGAAAAGAAUGAAAGUAAUUCCAGAGAUCAUGUUUCUUGUAAUUUCUCCUACUCCACUGGUAGUUCAGUGACUUUUGGACUUUUCUAAUUUUGGUCGGUUUUAGUUUUUUCUUUGGGUUUAUAAUUUUUGUAGGAACGUUUCUAAUGAGUCUAAAGACUUGAAAAUUCUUUGAAGGGUGGCAUUUUUAUCACUUUUCUUGAAACCUAAGCUAUAAAGCAAACUUGUCCAUCUAAUUUAAUUCAGUUACUUGUUCAAUAAUUGAGAGAGUAGUGGCCAUUUACUGAUAGGGGUCUUGAUGAUUGAGUAGGAUGACUAAUGGAUGUCUAAGAUGGUAGGAAUCUUUUUUUUUUUUGUUUUUUUUUUAUUGGUAGGGAUCUGGAAUUAAAAUCCAUAUCCAGGUCUCCUUGUGUUGAGCUUAUAAGUAUAAACAUUAUAAUUAGAAUUGAAAUAACUGGUUGUGAAUGAAAAAAAAAGAGUUGGUUGAUGAAUCAAUCGUAAUUUUAUAUUUGCAGUAGCUAUUUAAUUAAAGGAAUGAAUGAUGGCAUUAAGGAAUGUUAUCUUGCACUAACUAUUUUGUUGUGAAAUGUUAUUUUGCACUAACUAUAAAGCAACAUGUUACAUUAUUAAAGUCUGUAAUAAGAAAUAUACCUUGUGAGAUGUGAACCAAUGAAAAGUAAAUGAAUCUUGUAAGUUUUUUAAUAUGAUUUAUUGAAAUUUGAUUUAACGUGCAAUUAAAUUUUCGAAAUGCACGAUAGUUGGAUUAUACACUAAAACCAAGGUUAAAAUAUCGAUACGCCGGUAGAGGCGUAUCGGGCAGUAUCGAUAGUUUUUUUUUUUUUUUUUUUUUAAAUCUGGUUCAAAGGGGCUGGUUUGUCCGUUCACCCCUUGAACUGGUUGAAACCCCAAUACAUCCUGUAAUGGCAUAUUGGGAAGCUCCCAUAUAAUACGUAUCAAUACUUUUAACCUUAACUAAAACAAUACUUUGAACUUUGCUAGGUGCCAACUGGCUAGUACUUCACCUCCAUCAUUCUCUAUCGUGCGUGAUCACUCAAAGCAGCAAUCCUUUCUUGUUGAAGGAAAUC
Molecule: messenger RNA, 5476 nt
Organism: Nelumbo nucifera (sacred lotus)
Lineage: Eukaryota; Viridiplantae; Streptophyta; Magnoliopsida; Proteales; Nelumbonaceae
Product: putative U-box domain-containing protein 42
Biological process (GO): protein ubiquitination
Molecular function (GO): protein binding; ubiquitin-protein transferase activity
Source: RefSeq, a predicted model, not a curated record